Molecule: messenger RNA, 1440 nt
Organism: Talpa occidentalis (Iberian mole)
Lineage: Eukaryota; Metazoa; Chordata; Mammalia; Eulipotyphla; Talpidae
Exons: 3
Coding region: 81-1058 (325 amino acids)
Source: RefSeq, a predicted model, not a curated record
CAGAACUUGGAACCUGGUCACCAGGUUCUGAAGACAAACCCAACCCAGCUCAUUUGUCUUGAGGUCUAGGACAAGACAAGAUGUCUUGCUGUUGUUGUUGUUGUUGGCCGAGAUCCACGGACAGUGGCUCAAAAAAAGGCCGAAGAAACUUGUGGCAUGCUUUCCUAAAAUGCUUUAGGAAGCUGUGUGGAUGUCGCAAGUCUUUAGUCAGAGUUGCCCCCGAGGAGGUGGUCUCUGACGUGCAAAUUCAAGAUAUCCUGAGAAAACAUAACUACUCACCUCCCAGAUACCGGGAAAGGCUCUUUUUGAGACCCAAGGACCGCACAAAAGGGAGUCACAGCUUUCAGAUUCUGGCCCAGGUCCACAAGUCUUGGCAGCAUGACCUGGAGACUGUGGAAGAGCUGCCAGAGACUCCGUCUCAAACAGAGCAGUUGGACUCUUCUGAAUGUCUUCCGACAGUCCAGGAGCCCAGCCAAACCAGUGAUUCAACAGAAACUGACAGCAAAGGUGCAGAAGAGACUGGAGAAUUAGCUUGUUUAUGUGCUGCUCCUCAGGGACAUGCGCCCCCAGCAGGCGAGCUGGGGCCAUCAAAAACCAUUCAGGAUGCUGCAGGUACUCCUGAGGACCUGGAGCUCACUGCACCGCUGAACCGGCAGCUUGACACUGUCCAGGGUCCUGAAGGAGGUGCCCAGGCAGCUGUACUCAUAGCAUCUCUGCUGGGGGAGCCAGGCCAGGGCCUGGAAGACUCAGGACAGCAUGUUGGGGGUGAGCUCACCCCACCCCUGCUGGGGGAAGCAGACCCAGACCCACCUCCCACUGGAUGUCCUGAGGCUGCCACAAUGACACCACCGCAGCAGGUGGAGCCAGGCCAGGGCCUGGAAGACUCAGGACAGCCUGUUGGGGGUGAGCUCACCCCACCCCUGCUGGGGGAGGCAGACCCAGACCCACCUCCCGCUGGAUGUCCUGAGGCUGCCACAAUGACACCACCACAGCGGGCAGAGCCAGGCCCUGACCAUCAGAAUACAGAACAUACAGAGGUUGCUGAGCUCCAGCUGUAAGGGGGAAAGGUUGUCUUUGUGGACUCCACCCCCACUCCAGACCAAAGCCAUCAAGUCUUGGGAAAAACAAAUCCCAUCACCACCCAAGGGAAGGUUGCUGGGACCUGAGUUUGGAGUUCAGCAGCCAGGUUUGGUAUGAAACCAGACAUGUGGGUCUUGGGGAGGGGUCUCUCUCUCCUCCUUGGCUUCAUGGCUCUUGGCUCGCGGCCAGCUCUCAGAGUACCAUUGGGAUUCCAGGCCGGCGGAACAGGGAGGACGCAUUAAAGACUUUAUCUCCCUCUUUUCUCCCUGAGUUGUACAUUUCCUCAUUUCCCCUUCCCUUGUGAAUAAACCUUUUGUGUGUACCUGCAGUAGAGUAUUAAUAAGUCCUUUUUAAGCACGC